AUGGCCACCACCUACUGCCCCGGGCCCUGCGUUCCCAUGGAUUCUGCCGUCUCCGUCUGCUCGAGCGAGGGCAGUUGCGGGAGCCUCGUCUGCCUGCCCGGUUCUUGCAACGGUUCAUCGUAUCCCCUGGACAACUGCCCAGAGACCUGCUGCGAACCUCCCUGCUGCGCGCCAUCUUGUUGCGUACCCGGCUGCCGCCAGCCCGCUUGCUGCAGCGCGGCGUGCUGCCCACCCCCCUGCCGCGUGGCCCUCCUCUGCCGACCGGUCUGCGGCGUUUCCGCCGGCUGCCGGUCGGCCUGCACCGGCUCCUGCUCGCCAUCUUGCUGCCAACAGUCUUGCGGCCAAGACUCUUGCUGCCAGUCAGCUGGCUGCCAAGACUCUUGCGGUCAGUCAGCAUGCUGUCAAGAUUCUUGCUGCAUCCCUGUUUGCUGCAAGCCAUUCUGCUGCACCCCCGUAUGCUGCAAACCAGUCUGCUGCGUCCCCGUAGGCCGCGAGCCAGUCUGCUGCGUGUCCACCCCCUGCCCGAGCGCCUCCUGCGGAGACCCUUGCUGCCGGCCCUCUUGCUGCGACUCCACCUGCCGCCGGCCCGCUUCCUGCGUAUCCCUCCUCUGCCGCCCAGUUUGCAGCCGCCCGGUCUGUUGCGUGCCCGUCUGCUGCAAGCCGGCCUGCUGCGACUCCAGCUGCUGCGCGCCUGCCCCCUGCCAGCCCGCUGGCUGCCGGGCCGCCUCCUGCGUCUCUGCGAUCUGCCGACCCAUCUGCGGCCGGCCCGCCUGCUGCGGGGUCACUUCCGGCCAGAGUUGGCAGGCUGUGGUCAGGGGACUCCUCCGCUCCAUGAACCGCUGCUUCCGACCGGGGCUCCACGCUAUAACCAGACUCCUGAACGGGACACGAGGACAGGAAUCUUCUGUCCUCAGGUACCCGGUCACCUCGAGUCCGCGGAAAAUCCUGACAUACCCAGCCACGGAAGAUAUGGCCGCCACCUGGUGCCCCGGGCCCUGCGUUCCCAUGGAUUCUGCCGUCUCCGUCCGCUCCAGCGAGGGCAGUGGAGGGAGCCUCGUCUGCCUGCCCGGUUCUUGCAAUGAUUCAUCUUGUCACGUAGAAGACUGCCCAGAAACCUGCUGCGAACCUCCCUGCUGCGCGCCAUCCUGUUGCGCACCCAGCUGCUGCCAGCCCGUCUGUUGCAGCUCACUGUGCUGCCAACCCACCUCCCGCGUGGUUCUCCUCUGCCGACCAGUUUGUGGCACGCCCACCGGUUGCCGGGCAUCCUGCGGCCCCAGCAGCUGCCAAUCGGCCUGCACCAGCUCCUGCUUGCCACCUUGCUGCCUACAGUCUUGUUGCCAACUAUCUUCCUGCCAGCCCUCUUGCUGCCAGGAUUCUUGCUGCCAAUCAACUGGCUGCCAAGACUCUUGUUCAGUCCCAGUUUGCUGCAAGCCAGUCUGCUGCGAACCAGUUUGCUGUAAGCCAGUCUGCUGCACCCCCGUGUGCUGCGAGCCAGUCUGCUGCGUGUCCACCCCCUGCCCGAGCUCCUCCUGCGGAGACUCCUGCUGCCGGCCCUCUUGCUGCGACUCCACCUGCCGCCGGCCCGCUUCCUGCGUAUCCCUCCUCUGCCGGCCCGUUUGCAGCCGCCCGGUCUGUUGCGUGCCCGUCUGCUGCAAGCCGGCCUGCUGCGACUCCAGCUGCUGCGCGCCUGCCUCCUGCCAGCCCGCUGGCUGCCGGGCCGCCUCCUGCGUCUCUAUGAUCUGCCGGCCCAUCUGCGGCCGACCCGCGUGCUGCGGGGUCUCUUCCGGGCAGAAGUCUUGCUGCUGA
Molecule: messenger RNA, 1806 nt
Organism: Ornithorhynchus anatinus (platypus)
Lineage: Eukaryota; Metazoa; Chordata; Mammalia; Monotremata; Ornithorhynchidae
Product: keratin-associated protein 10-7-like
Exons: 3
Coding region: 1-1806 (601 amino acids)
Cellular component (GO): keratin filament
Source: RefSeq, a predicted model, not a curated record